Puma concolor (puma) is the source of this 2809-nucleotide messenger RNA. The record is from RefSeq and is a predicted model, not a curated record. NCBI's taxonomy places the organism in Eukaryota, Metazoa, Chordata, Mammalia, Carnivora, Felidae.
GGCCUCUGGAGUUGCCACCGUCGCGGGCGCGAGUAAGCUUUUCAAAAUGUCCAACAAAGAAUCUUGUGGAAAAAAAGAGAAGUCUCGGAGAAAAGGCAGCACCGCAUCACCCAACUUUGACGUAGAAGAUAAGAAAGAGAAAAAAGCUUCAAGUUCUCCUAGUUCAGCUUGCUGUGUAAGGUCUGUUUCAUCAGAGAAGAGAAAACUGAAAUCGGAUCAUACAGACAUUCUGUACUGUGAUAUAAAAAGACAAGAAGUGAAAAGAUUGAAUGUAGAAACCGACACUCCAGGAAGGAGACCAAAAAUCAGUUCUUUAUCCCCUCAAGGGCCUGUUAAACUCCAGGAAGCAUCAUAUUCCGAUGCUAAUCAAAUUGUCUCACAGAACCCUUCUUCACAUGGGACUAAAAAAGAUUUAACUAAAUAUGACAAUUUUAAAGAUAUUAAAUUGACAAAUGUUAGGAGCAAGGCUGACCAUGGAAUUAAAAACUUUUGCGGUCCUAAGAUUGCCAAAGAUGUGAAACCAAAAACAGAAGGCCAAGCAAGUGAAAAACAAUGGCCUCAUUUACUCACUCAGGGGGAGAAGUUGAAAGAACUCAAGAAAGAAAGGUACAGGAAAUUUAGAGACAGUUCUGAAAAAUGUGUUUUGGGGAAACGCAAGAGAAUCCAUUUUUCUCAGGAUUGUAAUUCCGACAAGAUAAUCAAGGAAUCCCUUGAAUCUAGAAGAAGGAAGAUCAGUUUCAAAAUCCCAAUAAAAUCCCGUGAUACUCUCCAGAAGCUUGUAGAAGAGAAUGUCUUCAAUUUAGAGUCUAACAAUUCAAAGACUAAGCAGGAGAAGAAAGAAAGACUGAAAGGUUCCCAAGCUUCAUUAAAUUUGACUAGGCACAAAAGUGAACAUUUAUUUUCAGAAUCCACGUAUAAACAGUCUGUACAUGAGUGGAAAGGAAAAUAUCAUCAUGAGCAUCGAGAAAGUAAUGAUUCAGGUUUUGGUGAAAACCCAAUCCAGAGUUUUGAAGCUCCAUGUUCUUCAGUGUCCCUUGAAAGUAUUCAAGAUACAGAUCAAGAGAUGCAGAUAGUGGAAGAGCUCCAUGCUGUACGUGUGGGGAAAAGUGUGGAUUUACCUGUGGUUUUAUCUUCCGGGGAGUUAACGAGCAUGGAGAUUGACUUGGUGGACGAUGAUGUACAUUCCUCUCCUGCAAAAAGUGCUUCAGAUAAAAAGCUUCUAAUUGUUAUUGACACAAAUAUUCUGAUGAAUCAUCUCAAAUUUGUUAGAAUUUUGAAGACCACAGAAAUCCCAGGCUUUGAUAGACUUGUGUUAAUAAUUCCCUGGGUGGUUGUACAAGAGCUAGAUCGUAUGAAGGCAGGAAAACUACUAAAACACGCCCAGCACAAAGCUAUACCUGCAGUUCAUUUUAUCAAUGACAGUCUCAAAAAUCAAGAUAAAAAGCUAUGGGGUCAAUCAAUACAACUCGCAUCUCAAAAAGUUUAUGGGCUGAGUGAUGAGAACAAUGAUGAUCGAGUAUUAAAAUGCUGUCUUCAGUACCAGGAAUUAUUCCCUUCUUCUGUUGUUAUUCUGUGCACGGAUGAUAGAAAUUUAAGAAACAAAGGCCUAAUAAGUGGUGUGAAGUCACUCAGUAAAGAAGAAUUGAGUGCAGAUUUAUUAAACUUAUCUCCGAACACAGAUGUAUGUCAUCAACCUUGUUUAUCUAAACAACAAUUGAAAGCAGAAGCGACACCAUUAGAAGAGAGCUAUAAGGGAGAAUCUGUACAUUCCAGACUACCCAUUCUACUUGAAAGCAUCAUAUCUGAUCUUGAAAAAUCUCUUGGAACAGCUUUAUCUUCAAUACUAGAAACAGAAAUGAAAAUUGCUUUUGGAAACCUCUGGAUGGAGAUGCUGUACUUGAAACCACCAUGGACUCUAAUUCAUUUAUUACAGUGCUUUAGAAAACAUUGGUUGGCUGUAUUUGGAUUAGUUAUGGAGAAGAACGUGCUUUUAACCAUUGAGAGCCUAUAUGAAAAUCUCUGUAAAGCAUUAGAAUUAAAUUUAGCUAAAGACAAAGUUCUUGGAGUUGAUCCAGGUAUUCUGGAUUCAGAUUCCCUCAACAUAAACAGAAGUGAGGCCUUGAUGCCAUAUUCAUCUCCGCCAACACCAGACAUGUGGCCAGAUUUCACAGGGGUGACCCGUGGAUAUACUGCCAUCUUAGAAGCUGUGAGACCAGAGCAGACACAGGUCAAGGCAAAACUUAAGCAAAAUCCUUCAGAAACUACAGUGCGUAAAAAGCAAGAAGAUACCUCGUUAAUGAAAUCUAAUAACCAAGAAGUCACCAUUUUCUCAGGUUCUCAUCUUCCCCAGCCCAACAGGCAUCAAAAAAUCUGGUCUACCCUAGAGAAUGUUUGGACAACAUUAUAUCAGAACAGCAUGGAUGUAUUUCAAAGAUUGGGCUCAAAUGCAGCUUUGACUUCUUCAAAAAUAGCAUCAUUUGAGGAAGCAUUUGUAUAUCUUCAAAAGUUAAUGGCAGCUGUGAAGGAUAUUCUUGAAGGAAUUCAGAGGAUUUUGGCCCCUAACAGUAAUUUUCAAGAUGUUGAGACCCUCUAUAACUUCCUAGUCAAGUAUGAGGUGAAUAAAAAUGUCCAAUUCACUGCCCAGGAACUUUAUGAUUGUGUCUCACAGACUGAGUAUCGGGAAAAGUUAACCAUUGGAUGCCGCCAGCUGGUCGAGAUGGAAAAUUCCAUGCAGCAGUGCAAUGCAUCUGUCUAUAUGGAGGCCAAAAACAGGGGAUGGUGUGAGGACAUGCUUAACUAUAGGACCUAA